GGCCAAUCCGCCGCAACAAAAAGCUUGGCACUGGCAUCCCGAACCAUCGCCGACGUCAGUCUACUUACUUUCUCCGUUCACCAAAUCACCUCCAACAACAACAACCAACCCACCACUCCCAAUCCCAAUGGACACACACCGAACAGAAAGGAUGUCCUCCCGCGACCACCAUCCCGACUCCCGCUCCCACAGAGACCGCACCCACACCCGCUCCCGCACGCGCUCUCGCUCCCCGACCACCACCACCUCCCGAUCCGACCGCCACCGCAGCAGCAGACACCAUCACCACCAUCGCCAUUCCCAUCACCGCCACGACCGCUCUCGAGACCAUGACCGUCACCGUCGCGAUCGCCAUGCCUCGCGCCAACAAGCAGAUCCAGCACCAGCGCCAGCACCGGCCCCCGUGAUCCUCCCGUUCCAGGCGCGCGAACUCACGAAAUAUGAUCUGGAGCACUAUGCACCCAUGUUCGAUAUGUAUUUGGAUAUUCAGAAGGGGAUUGUUUUGGAUGAGUUGGCGGAGGAGGAGGUGAAGGGGCGGUGGAAGAGUUUUAUGAAGAAGUGGAACCGGGGAGAAUUAGCAGAGGGUUGGUAUGAUCCUGCUACGUUGGAUAAGGCGAGGAAGAGUGUUGCGCAGAUGCAGACGAAUACUCGUCGGGGUGGAUCGCAAGGGGAUGAGAGGGGGAAUGGGGAUGGGAAUGAGGAAGGGCCCGAGGAAGAGGAGGAGGAGGACAACGAUGACGAUGAAUAUGGACCUAUUCUGCCCACUGGUCGAAGCGGAGGAUAUUCUUCGGGCCCUACGAUACCCACUAUGCAGGAUUUGGAGCUGCGGAAGGAACUCGCAGCAGAAGACGCCGUCGCUGCACGCCUGGACUCGCGCGCCCAAUAUCGCAGCGAACUACGCUCUCAUAAGUCGGAAGUCCGACACAUGCAGGAGGAGGUAGCGCCGCGUGCAGAACCGGGGACUCAUGAACGGCGCAUGGAGAAGCGACAGGAGGCGGCGGCGAGUAAUCGGGCUUUUGCGGAGGCGAAGCGCGGGGGAUCACCAGAAGCAGCGCCGGAGGAGGAGCUGAUGGGGUCGGGGGAGAAUGAUUUGGAGGGGUUCAAGAAGGCCAGGGAGAGGGAGCAGCGGAAGAAGAAUGAGCGCGAGAUUCGGAGGGAGGAGAUGCUGAGGGCGCGGGCGGCGGAGCGCGAAGAGAGGUUGCAGCAGUAUAGACAGAAGGAGGAGGAGACGAUUGGAUGGUUGAAAACGUUGGCGAAGCAGAGGUUUGGAUAGACUUCUUGGAUGGUUGGUGUAGUUCUAUCGUGCAUUGGGUCUGCUGGUCUUAGGGUCAACCACUGGGAAACCAAAUAGAAUACGGGCCGCGAUACUUCAUGCCCAGGUCGCAACGGGUGAAAGGUUAUAUUCACACAAUGGCGAUCCCCAUGGUGAAAUGAUGUUUCGAGUGUAUCCCAUAUUGCAUGCCCUCCUCGCCACGGCGUCAGCCAAUGUCAAUAAUCAAGCCCCCGCGAAUCUGGUUUACCUUAUUCAACCGGCGGCAAGGGUUUGCUCCGUCUCUGGUACCAGAGCCAACCACAGCAAUGGAGUCUGCUCUGU
Messenger RNA from Aspergillus ibericus CBS 121593, 1594 nucleotides. RefSeq lists its product as uncharacterized. The record is from RefSeq and is a predicted model, not a curated record. Lineage: Eukaryota; Fungi; Ascomycota; Eurotiomycetes; Eurotiales; Aspergillaceae. Bases 128 to 1273 code for a protein of 381 amino acids. The transcript is spliced from 3 exons.